AUGGCGGACAUCAACCUGCAAAAGAUCCACGAUGAUCUCGUGGCCAUCGCCUACGAGGCGGGAGCUAUGAUAAUGGCGGCCAACCCGAACAGCAUCUCGACCGGCACGAAGCUGAAUUCUGUCGACAUCACCUUGUACCCGACGUUCCUCUUCGUCGGCGAGGAGACAUACGUCGCGGGCGAGACCAAGAUCACCGACGAGCCAACCUUCAUCGUCGACCCAAUCGACGGCACAACGAACUUCAUCCACGGGUUUCCCAAUGCGUGCAUCUCCCUCGGCUUCGCGGUGAGCCGCAAACCCAGCGUCGGAGUCGUCUACAACCCCUUCCAGGACCUCCUGUACACAGGCAUCGCGGGCAAGGGCGCCUACGCGCAGCGCAACGCCUCGCUGGCCGCAAGGGGCAUCCUCAAGGACGGCGGCGAGGGCUGCGAGCGGGUGCGGCUCCCGGCGUCGGGCAGGGGCGACGGGAAGAAGGCCCCCCCGCUGGGCGACCUCUCGACGGCGCUCGUGGCGGCCGAGUGGGGGUCCAGCCGCGACGGGCCCAACUUCGACGUCAAGGUCGAGACGUUCCGCAAGCUCGCUGCCAGCAAGGAGACGGGCGGUGCCAUGGUCCACUCGCUGCGCAACCUGGGCUCCGCGGCGCUCAACCUCUGUGCCGUUGCCGAGGGGGCCCUGGAUCUGUACUGGGAGGGCGGGUGCUACGCCUGGGACGUCUGCGCGGGCUGGUGCAUCCUCGCCGAGGCGGGCGGCAUCGUUGCGAGUGGCAACCCCGGGGACUGGGACCCGCCGCUGGACUCGAGGGUCUAUCUCGCCGUGAGGGGUGCGCCUAGCGGCCAGAAGGAGAUCGUGGAGGAGGUGUGGAAGGUGAUUGGCGAUGGGAAGAUGGAGUACAAGCAUUAG
Diaporthe citri is the source of this 900-nucleotide messenger RNA. RefSeq lists its product as uncharacterized. The transcript has 3 exons. Bases 1 to 900 code for a protein of 299 amino acids. The record is from RefSeq and is a predicted model, not a curated record. Gene Ontology annotation, molecular function: inositol monophosphate 1-phosphatase activity. Gene Ontology annotation, biological process: signal transduction; inositol metabolic process; phosphatidylinositol phosphate biosynthetic process. NCBI's taxonomy places the organism in Eukaryota, Fungi, Ascomycota, Sordariomycetes, Diaporthales, Diaporthaceae.